This is a messenger RNA of Pangasianodon hypophthalmus (striped catfish), 1411 nucleotides long. It is a transcript of the gene cnot9, whose product is annotated as CCR4-NOT transcription complex subunit 9. The record is from RefSeq and is a predicted model, not a curated record. The transcript has 8 exons. Lineage: Eukaryota; Metazoa; Chordata; Actinopteri; Siluriformes; Pangasiidae. Bases 156 to 1049 code for a protein of 297 amino acids. Gene Ontology annotation, biological process: mRNA catabolic process; negative regulation of translation. Gene Ontology annotation, cellular component: P-body; CCR4-NOT core complex; CCR4-NOT complex.
CGCGUCUGGGGUGAAAGGUCAAAGCUGUGGCGCUUGCGCGAGCGUCUGUUUUCAUCACAGCGGCUUUCUCCAUGUAAACUCCAGAAAUUUCCACCGAGGACCGAAAACAAAGCGCGAAUUAACGGCUGGAGUCAGGUUUAAAAACGGUUCACAGCAUGCUGGCCACAGGAGCGGCGGUGAGCACAGCGAUGGCACAGGUGGAUCGGGAGAAGAUUUACCAGUGGAUCAACGAGCUGUCGAGCCCGGAAACCCGCGAGAACGCCCUGCUCGAGCUCAGCAAGAAGCGCGAGUCCGUCACCGACCUGGCUCCCAUGCUCUGGCACUCGUGUGGCACCAUCGCGGCACUCCUUCAGGAAAUCGUGAACAUCUACCCCUCGAUUAAUCCCGCUACGCUGACGGCUCAUCAGUCCAACAGAGUGUGUAACGCCCUGGCGCUGCUGCAGUGUGUGGCGUCGCACGUGGAGACGCGCUCAGCUUUCCUGGCGGCCCACAUCCCCCUGUUCUUGUACCCGUUUCUUCACACCGCCAGUAAAACCAGACCCUUUGAGUAUCUUCGCCUCACCAGCCUCGGAGUCAUCGGCGCGCUGGUAAAGACCGAUGAACAAGAAGUGAUUAACUUCCUGUUGACGACAGAGAUCAUUCCCCUGUGCCUGCGGAUCAUGGAGACAGGCAGCGAACUCUCAAAAACGGUUGCGACGUUCAUUUUGCAGAAGAUCCUGCUGGAUGACACUGGCCUGGCCUACAUCUGCCAGACCUACGAGCGAUUCUCUCACGUCGCCAUGAUCCUGGGAAAGAUGGUGCUGCAGCUGUCGAAAGAGCCAUCAGCUCGACUGCUGAAGCAUGUUGUGCGCUGUUACCUACGGCUCUCCGAUAACUCCAGAGCGAGAGAAGCUCUUCGUCAGUGUUUACCAGACCAGCUGAAGGACACGACGUUUGCACAAGUGCUGAAGGACGAUACGACCACAAAGCGCUGGCUCGCUCAACUCGUCAAAAACCUGCAGGAGGGACAGGUCACAGACCCGCGUGGCAUCCCGCUGCCCGCCCAAUAACACACACACACACACACACACACACACACACACACACGCACACACUUCAUUCAGAAACAAGGUCUCUUACUGACAGGAAUUUUUACUACCCCACACACACACACACACACACACACACACACACACAGAGUGGACUCUUCUCAUGUACAAGGGCACUUACAUGUUGCCAAUAUUUAAAUGUUUAAUGUGGGUAUUAUUAGUUUUUUGGAAUGUUUGAGUAAAUUCUGCUGGCUGUUUGAUCAGAACAAUAUGUACUCAUGUUUUUCUACAUCGUUUGUCUGUGUGACUAUCUCUCACACACACAGCGUCUUGUUAAACACACACGAUGUUUGAAUGCUGUAAAAUAAAAUGGAAUCACUGUG